AUGAUCAAGCUCGUCUAUGUUAUUGAGAGACGUCCAGAUAUGCCAGAGAAAGCCUUCUACGAUUACUGGCUGAACAAACAUGGACCGUUAGUUCGUCGCCAUGCGAAAGCAAUUCGCGCCAAGAAAUACGUGCAAAGCCAUCUAAUCGAGACACCGAUCAACGAGGCGCUACGCAGCGCCCGCAAUAUGCUCGGUCCAGUUGCGGGGAUCACAGAAGUGUGGUGGGAUAGUGUCGAGGAUUUCCAAGCAGGCCUUUCAACACCUGAUGGACAAGCCGCUGCUGCUGAGUUAUCGGCUGACGAGGAUAAAUUUAUCGAUGUCAAGAAGUCCCGCGUGUUCAUGACGAAAGAACAUGUCAUCUUCGACUACACCGACAAGAAGCCCUUGGGAGGCCAGGCUAUCAAGUGUACCUACCUGUUGACGAGGCGAGACAACCUCAGUCAAGAAGCAUGCCAUAAGACGUGGCUAGAAGAUCAUGGGCCAUUCGUGAAUCAAUUUGCGGAUGUGUCAAAUAUGGCCAAGUAUAUACAGAGUCAUACGAUCGCCCCUGAGCUUAAUGCCAGCAUAGGCAAAGGCCGUGGGCUAGCGGCGCCACUUGAUGGGAUCACAGAAGUGUGGUUCGACGACCCAGGCAAGAGUCAGGCCACAGAGGAAGCUCAGAAGGCUGAUGAAGCUAUGGUUAAAGAUGAAAGGCGGUUUGUUGAUAUGGGCAGGUCACACUGCUUCAUCACAAAGGAGUAUGUUAUUUUUGACUACUCUAAUAGUGUCAGCUCAGCAGCAUUAUGA
This is a messenger RNA of Fonsecaea pedrosoi CBS 271.37, 786 nucleotides long. RefSeq lists its product as uncharacterized. Bases 1 to 786 code for a protein of 261 amino acids. The transcript has a single exon. Gene Ontology annotation, molecular function: oxidoreductase activity. The record is from RefSeq and is a predicted model, not a curated record. NCBI's taxonomy places the organism in Eukaryota, Fungi, Ascomycota, Eurotiomycetes, Chaetothyriales, Herpotrichiellaceae.